Molecule: messenger RNA, 3999 nt
Organism: Physeter macrocephalus (sperm whale)
Lineage: Eukaryota; Metazoa; Chordata; Mammalia; Artiodactyla; Physeteridae
Gene: TNFAIP8L1
Product: TNF alpha induced protein 8 like 1
Exons: 2
Coding region: 115-675 (186 amino acids)
Biological process (GO): regulation of apoptotic process; negative regulation of TOR signaling
Cellular component (GO): cytoplasm
Source: RefSeq, a predicted model, not a curated record
GCCGGGUCCCAGUCCUCAGGCAGGAGUCUCGCGGCCACAGCAAAGCCCCCUCGGAGGCGGCCGGACAGAGCCCUGACCGUCGGACUGACGACGGAGUCCCAGAGAGCAGGGCGGAUGGACACCUUCAGCACCAAGAGCCUGGCCCUCCAGGCCCAGAAGAAGCUCCUGAGCAAGAUGGCAUCCAGGGCGGUGGCGGCCGCGUUCAUCGACGACACCAGCAGCGAGGUGCUGGACGAGCUGUACCGCGCCACCAAGGAGUUCACCCGCAGCCGCAAGGAGGCCCAGAAGGUGGUCAAGAACCUGGUCAAGGUGGCCGUGAAGCUGGGCGUCCUGCUGCGCAGCGGGCAGCUGGGCGGCGAGGAGCUGGCGCGGCUGCAGCGCUUCCGGCAGCAGGCGCGCCGCCUGGCCAUGACCGCUGUCAGCUUCCACCAGGUGGACUUCACCUUCGACCGGCGCGUCCUGGCCGCCGCCCUGCUCGAGUGCCGGGACCUGCUGCACCAGGCGGCGGGCGCGCACCUGACUGCCAAGUCCCACGGCCGCAUCAACCACGUGUUCGGCCACUUGGCUGACUGCGACUUCCUCGCCACGCUCUACGGCCCGGCUGAGCCCUACCGCUCCCACCUGCACAGGAUCUGCGAGGGUCUCACCCGGCUGCUGGAUGAGGAGAGCAUAUGACCUCCGACCUGACCUCCGACCUCCUUGCUCCCGCGUCACGCUGGGGGCGGGGCUUGCGGGGGCGGUUUUAACCUCUUUUUUCCCAGUCUGACUCUGGCCCAAACCACGCCCCCACCACACACGCACACGCACACACAUGCACGCACGCACGCACACGCCUCUGCAGCUCUAAAGACCCAGGUACACACACACGUACACACACACACACACGCCUCUGCAGCUCUAAGGACCCAGGUCGACACACACACACACACACACACACACACACACACGCCUCUGCAGCUCUAAGGACCCAGGUCCACACACACACACACGCCUCUGCAGCUCUAAGGACCCAGGUCACCUCUCCUCCUCCGGCCCAGUCUCCGUGGGGAGAGGAACUCAGCGUGGAGCCCGGCAUGGCCUGCCUGUGCCAGCGGCCUCCCGGGGCACUUGGAGACCACUGUCUUCUCCGGCGCACCGUCUGCACAAUAACCCUUGAGCCACCGGUCUGAACCCCUCAAAUCACUUGGUGUCUCUGACAGCUGGCAGUUUCCCACUUCAUAAUGUUGCCUGGGCUUUUGCAUUCCCGCAGAGAGGGUCAUGGGGAACCAGGAGAAAGGGAGUAUUACACAGUGAGCUAUUCCCCCGCCCCAAGUUCCUCGAAGUCCUAAGCCCCAGGGCCUCUGAAUAUGACCUUAUUUAGAAAUAGGGUGAUUACAGAUGUAAUUAGUUGAGUUCAUACUGGAGCGGGGGUGGCAAAUCCACUCUGAGUGGUGUGCUUAUGAGAAGGGGACAUUUGGACACAGACUCAGAGGACAAUGCUAUAUGAAGGUGGCGGUAGAGACUGGGGGGAGGUGUCUGCACGACAAGGAACACCAAGGACUGCCAGCCACCACCAGAAGCUGGGAGAGAGCCUGGAACAGCCCUCAGAGGGAACCAGCCCCGCCGACCCCUUGAUCUCAGGCCUCCAGAGGUGAGAGCAAACAAGCUUCUGUUGUUUCAGCCUCCCAGGCUGGGGUACUUUGUUCCGCAGACCAGGAAAUGGGCCCUGGGAGCCACGCGAGGGCCGCAGUGGGUGCAGGUGUGUCAGUGAGGACGCCUCCUCCCUCUGGUCGGCGUCGUGGCCCAGACUCCCACGUCGGAGAGGAACGGAGUGCGCCCCCGAUGCAGGGCGUCAGGGGAAAGCUGUCUGAGAUAAGUGCAUGUAUUUAAAUGAUGAUUUCAUAUUUGGAAAACAAACACACAAAUAAUUGUUUUUAUAAGACAGGCCUCAGAAACUGCUCAACAACUCUUGACUUUGGUGACGCUGGUGCGGCGAUUCUUAACUUGGGGCAUGGAUGGACACGUUGGGGUGUGGGAGCGUAUUUGUGAUUUGUCAGAAGUGGGCAUGGGUUUUAAAAGACUGCGAAACCCGGCUGCAGGUCUGGCCAUGUCAGGGCCGGGAAGGUUAUUUUGGGCACUCGGGGGGAGGGGGGGAACGAUGUCUAUUUUUGCAGAACCUGGUCUGUUUAGGGCAAAGACUGCAAACAGGAGGCCUGCAGGCCUUAUUAGGCAAGGAGAUGGGUUUGCUUAGCCCCAUCCAGUGUUUGAGACAUUUGGAAUUAGUUGCCAACACUUAAAACCAAGGAAAUUGCACGUCCCGAUCUUGAUCUUGGCAUUUCUCUAGAAAACGCGCCUGCACUGCCCAGUGGUGAAGCUGCAUAGAGGUUGCCUGUCUUUGCCACAGUCCCCACCACUCCCUUUUGCCUCUCCACGGCAUGCGGGGCUGGCUGAUAGAUUGGGACCCCAGAUUCAGGGCAGCAUUUCUCUGUUUGGUUUCUGCUGCUCUGAAAAAGUCAAAGGCUUUCACUCAGGAGCCAGCUGUUCCUACCUCUGCCCUCCCUCCACUUCCAAGGCAAACUUUCCCUCUUAUCUUGGGUCAAAAGACAUCUUCAAAUGAACAAUCGUGCAUUUUGAUUACGCCGAGAAGCCCCACAUGAAAUCCUUUGCCCUCUGCUCUGCUGGCAUAUAUCCAUGUGAUAAGGCUUUGUACCUGUCUGGACUCUUUUCAUACACUUGAGAUUUAAUUUAAAAAAACCAAAGAGCGCUACAAAACUAUGUAAAUAAAAGCAUCUGACAGUUUGCUCUCACCCACCUAGGGUUUUGCCUUUUGAAUCAAGGUUGCACAUAAACGUCACACACCCGCAGCCUGUUGGCAGGUUUGAUUCCCGCUGCGUUGGAUGACAGACUAGCAGACUAGCAGGGGUGGCAGAGCUUGGCUUCUGCAGCCCAAACAGGGCUCAGUCCAGCUCCUCAUCAUGACCAAAGGUCCUGGGGCCGGGCAGCUUCGCUCACCAGAAAGCUCCAUAAAGGCACAUGCACACAUCACAUGGAGUAAAGGGGAAGCUUCUCUGUGUCCAGAGGUGCCCUGCUGUGUCCCAGCACAUUGCACCUACCGCUCUGCAUCCCUGCUGGCGCCCAGUACUUGGAAGUGGUAAGUGACUCCAGGCUGACCAUAGAAGAAUCAAUAUGCCUCUCAGCCAGGGUCUGGCCCUCACGCGCCUCAGGGCCCAGGGUGCACCAUUGUCUCCGCCUGUGUCCAGCUGCCUGGUUUUUGCAGGAGGCCCUGGGCAAUCAUCUCCUGGGCCCUGUUGAGAACUGCAGGUCGCCGUGCUCGCUGGAGCGAGCCUCCCCGAGGACGUAUGUGCCUCCAGAGCUGCUCACGAGGUGUGGUGCAGAUCGUGUGCGCUUGACCACUGAGGCUGCUGGUGCCCCGCCCCUGCCCCGAGUACCGUGGGCCCAAGGUCCCCCUCGGUGAUUCUGAGAACAGCUGUUCAUCUUGCUCGCGCCUCUCUCUGGAGCCAUUCCUACACCAGCACCGCUGAGGCCCGGGGCAGGCGGGGUCACAGCAGCACCGGGCUCCUGGGUGGCAUGAGGGAUGGCCAGGUGAGUGACAGGAACAGAGAGGCCUCAGUCGACCCAACGUGGUGAUUCUGAUCAUCAAGGACCCGCUUCAUGGCUGCACGGUUUCUUUCCUCACAGUCAAGAGGUCAGGGUGACAGUCCAGUGGGGGUCAGAUCCCAGGCCCUGCUGUUGGGAGACCAGGCUCCCCUGAGUGGCUGAGGCCUUUGGGGCUACCGUUUAUUUAUUUUGGUUUGCUUGCGGGUUUUUGUUUCUUUUUUAAAGUCACCGAGCUGCAAUCCGACCUCAAAAAAAAUAAGCAGAGCCAACCACAGGAUGCAGAAGAGCAGGUCUGCCCUGGAGCGCUCACCCUCUGCUGGGCAUGGCCCCAUGGGCUCGGUGAGGUCCAGCUGCCUCGGGACCGGCAAGUCUGCGCCUGCAGAAAAGGCCCUGUGCCCAGGG